Molecule: messenger RNA, 950 nt
Organism: Paramecium tetraurelia
Lineage: Eukaryota; Ciliophora; Oligohymenophorea; Peniculida; Parameciidae
Exons: 4
Biological process (GO): central nervous system development; regulation of transcription by RNA polymerase II
Cellular component (GO): nucleus
Molecular function (GO): RNA polymerase II cis-regulatory region sequence-specific DNA binding; DNA-binding transcription factor activity, RNA polymerase II-specific
Source: RefSeq, a predicted model, not a curated record
AUGUCUGAAUUUCCAUGUGAUACUUGCGAAAAGCAAUUCAAACUAAAAAGAACAUUGGAAGCUCACAAAAUGAUACACACUGGAGAGAAACCCUACGAAUGUGCUCAGUGUCAACAACGCUUUAGACAAUAUUCCUCCCUACAAAAGCAUCAAAGAACACACUCUGGAGCUAAACCAUAUGAGUGUGAGGAAUGCAAAUAGGCUUUCUCCCAAAUCUCCAAUUUGAAGAGACACUAACGCAAACAUUCCAAUGAAAAACCCUUCAAAUGCGAGGAAUGUGGAAAACAAUUCAUCACCAGUCAAAAUUACUAACAACAUAAUUCAAAACAUCAAUAGGAUCGAAAAUAAUAUAAAUGCGAAAGUGGCUGUGGCAAAACUUAUUUUUAUAUGUGCAGUUUAAAGAAACAUGAAAAGGAAAUGCAUCAGAAAAAAGAAAAACCCAUAUUCACCACUGAAUCCUAUAAUCAAUAAAUUAAAAACCUCAAGGAUUUCUUCACAUGCAACCAUCCUCAAGUAAUACACAAAAAUCAUGUUGAUGUACUCUUCAAUGGAUGCCUGUACUAUUACAACGAAGAAAAUCAAAAAAUUGAAUAUCACGAGCUUGUUGAUGGUGGCAAACUAGAAUGCGACCCAGUCAAAGAUCAUUAGCAUUUCCAAAAGAAUCAACAAUUUGCAUAGAUCGAUUGUUCACAAUGUCCCCAAGAAGUCAAUUGCUGUUUAGCCACAAACCAAGGCAACAUCCAAGAAUCAGAAUAUCCCCAAUCCUAUGUCUUACAUUAUCAUGGCCCUAACUGCGGACACCCCAUAGUCUUGCACAACGGCCACGUCGAUUAUCUAGUCAAUGAGAUGCUUCAUUACCCUCAUGAUGGACAUUGCGAUAACCACGGAAUUCUGAAUAGAAUCACAGUAUAAUGAGAACAUUAAUAAUUAUAUAAUUCAAAAAUGUCAUU